CUCUCCAGCACGCCUAUCCAGUCAGGAAAAACCAAUAAGACCAGGGAGUGCGAGACCAGGCCCGCCCAUCGCUCAGUCAGAGGGGCGGGAGAGGCUGUGGCCAUUCCCCCCGCCUUCCCUGCUCCGUGGCUUGUUCCCUUCGGGCUGGCGCCUGGGACCCAACCAGGAGACAUGGGCGCUACCUGGGGUAGUCCCGGGUGGGUGCGGCUUGCACUCUGCCUCGCGGGUUUAGUCCUCUCUCUCUACGCGAUGCACGUGAAGGAGGCGCGUGCCCGGGACCAGAAUUACCGCGCGCUCUGCGACGUGGGUACCGCUAUCAGCUGUUCGCGUGUCUUCUCCUCUAGGUGGGGCCAGGGCUUCGGACUGGUGGAACAGGUGCUGGGCCCCAACAGUAUCUUCAAUCAAUCCAACAGUAUAUUUGGUUGCAUCUUCUACACACUACAGCUGUUGUUUGGUUGCCUCCGGGGCCGCUGGGCAUCUAUUCUGCUGGUACUGAGUUCCCUGGUGUCUCUCACUGGUUCUGUCUACCUAGCCUGGAUCCUAUUCUUCGUGCUCUAUGAUUUCUGCAUCGUUUGCAUCACCACCUAUGCCAUCAACGUGGGCCUGAUGGUGCUCAAUGUCCGGGAUGUCCAGGGACCCCAGGACAAGGUCAAGGGGCACUGAGCCCUCACCAAAGCCAGGCUGACUUCAUCUGCUCUGCUUUGGCAUGUCAGCCUUGCCCAAGGGGAACACAUCUGGGUCCUUGGAAGAGUCUGCAACUCGCCUCAGCCAUACUCCCAACACAGAACAAUGGAUCAAAUGUGCCACACUCUCCAUCCUAGUGCCUCUGGUUCUGUCCUCAGGAGCUGGUUUUCAAAGCUUCUGCUGUUGCCCAAGGAGGGAAGGUUCUAAGCAAUAAAAUUUCUUUAAUAAAUUGGCCAAA
Molecule: messenger RNA, 922 nt
Organism: Pteropus alecto (black flying fox)
Lineage: Eukaryota; Metazoa; Chordata; Mammalia; Chiroptera; Pteropodidae
Gene: VKORC1
Product: vitamin K epoxide reductase complex subunit 1
Exons: 3
Coding region: 172-663 (163 amino acids)
Biological process (GO): vitamin K metabolic process; peptidyl-glutamic acid carboxylation
Molecular function (GO): vitamin-K-epoxide reductase (warfarin-sensitive) activity
Source: RefSeq, a predicted model, not a curated record